Messenger RNA from Striga asiatica, 738 nucleotides. The record is from the annotation of a GenBank genome assembly. Lineage: Eukaryota; Viridiplantae; Streptophyta; Magnoliopsida; Lamiales; Orobanchaceae.
AUGGUUUUGGCUCCCUCAUUUAUCAACACACAGCUAACGCCAGUCGAGCUUGCCUUGAAUCCGGGAAUACAGACGUUCAAGGCUAUCCAGUGGCGCCACAUAUACAAAGGCUCGGAGGAUAAAAUGUGGGCCAGCCACGGCCACGGCGAGUACUCCGAGAUCCCCAAUGAGAAGGAGUUUUUUUCUGGCUGUGAAGGCCAGCGAACACGUCAUCUGCCAUUUUUACCGCGAGAAUUAGCCUUACAAGAACUUGCACCUGAGGACAUUAUGAAAUAUGUUCGUGGUAAAGCUGUUGGUUGGGGUAAACCUUGGCUUCAGAAUUCUAUGUCGGCUUGGUAUGUAAUGUGGGGGACCACUGGGUGGUAUGCCGUGUGGUCUUAGAAAAGCGAGAGAUCUAUGUCUACGACUCGUUGGCCCACAAUUCAGAGGACAUUCUUCGUCGAGCGGAGACAUUGGCCCCUCUAACCCACUUGUUGCCACCGUUAUUGCCACUUUAGCUAUUUUUGCACUUUGGAAAACUUGGAUGGUUGCAUAUUGUGUUCAUUGAAUAUUUGUGGGUUGGAUUGACUACUGUGGUUUGUUCAUUAUAACGCAUGCUUAAAGUUUGGAAGUGAAUUUGGGCUGGAUUUGUUGAAUAUUGUUGAAUGUGUGGGUUGGAUUUAUUUUUCUACUUAUUUAAUAAUUAUGUCAUUGUAAACAAUCGUAAAAUAUCUAAGUAAAACUAUUAGAAUUGGUGUG